AUGGAGGCUUGCUCCUUGAACUCACCAACUGUAACCACAAUACCCUCUUUAUCCCAAAGUGGGUUUACAGAAAAACCUCUUCUGCGCGGUCAGGUCCUCAAAUUUUCCAAUUCCAAGAGGUACCCACAUGCCAGGAAGCUUGGAUUUCUUCAUAUCAAAGCUCAAGCUUCAGGCACCACAAAGUUCAGCUCAGAGAUAGUUGAGCUAACUUCAAAAGAAGUAGAUCUAAAGGAUGAGAAUCUUGCAUUUGUUGCUGGUGCUACUGGUAAAGUUGGCUCACGAACAGUAAGGGAGCUUUUGAAACUUGGGUUCGAGGUCAGAGCUGGUGUCAGAAGUGCUCAGAGAGCAGAAACUCUUGUGCAAGUACAAAUUUGA
Messenger RNA from Prunus armeniaca (apricot), 375 nucleotides. Lineage: Eukaryota; Viridiplantae; Streptophyta; Magnoliopsida; Rosales; Rosaceae. The record is from the annotation of a GenBank genome assembly.